GCUCAUUACUCAUUCUCGAAGGCUGCACAUUGGUUGGGUAUUGGUACUGACAAUCUGAUUUCAGUAAAGACUGAUGAGAUGGGCAGGAUGAUUGUAGAUGAACUAGAGCUCAGAAUUCAGGAAGCAGUAUCAGAUGGAAAACGCCCGUUUUUUGUUUGUGCUACUGCAGGGACUACAGUUCUUGGUGCAUUUGAUCCAAUAGAUCAAUUAGCGAAUGUAUGCAGGAAACACAAAUUAUGGUUGCAUGUAGAUGCUUGCUGGGGUGGAAGCUUAAUCCUCUCAAAGAAGUAUUCACAUAGGUUAACAGGAAUUGACCGGACUGAUUCUGUCUCCUGGAAUGCUCACAAAAUGCUUGGUGCUCCACUUCAGUGUUCUGCCUUCCUUCUUAAAGAAAAAGGACUGCUGCAUCACUGCAAUUCUGCAUCUGCCACAUAUCUUUUCCAACAAGACAAAUUCUAUGAUGUGUCUUAUGAUACCGGUGACAAAAGUGUGCAGUGUGGACGAAAAGUUGAUGCAUUCAAGUUAUGGAUAAUGUGGAAAGCUAGAGGGAAUGAAGGAUUUGAAUAUUUAGUGAACAACGCUAUGGACUGUGCACAGUAUUUCAAAAAAGAAAUUUCAAAGAGAAAAGGGUAUAGGCUUGUUAUACCUGAAUUUGAAUGUACCAAUGUGUGUUUUUGGUUCAUUCCCCCAAGACUGAGAGAUAAAAAAGAAAACGAAGAAUGGUGGAAUGAAGUAGAUAUGGUGGCACCAAGACUGAAAGAAUCUCUUGUUACAUCAGGCACUGUGAUGAUUAAUUACCAGCCAUUAAAACAAAAGAAAUUUCGGAAUUUCUUUCGUCUUAUCACUACAUGUCAUCCCCCACCCACACACCAUGAUAUGGAUUUCAUAAUUAGUCAAAUAGACCUCUAUGGCUCACAACUGUGAUGUUGGUUUCAUUGACACUGACUCCAUUUGAUUGUCAUUUUGUGUCUGACGUGAACAGGAAUGCACAAGAAGACAGCAACACAGCAGGUUAACAGUAACAGUGGAGCCAUAUUAAUUUUGUUGCUGUAUAAUGUCUUUCAUAAAAAAAAGUCUGGAAAUUUACUGAUAUGUGUAAAGUCUUAUGAAAAUAAUAAAACUCUUAAUACUAUUUACACAAAAUAUACAAAUAUUUAUAACA
Molecule: messenger RNA, 1162 nt
Organism: Schistocerca serialis cubense
Lineage: Eukaryota; Metazoa; Arthropoda; Insecta; Orthoptera; Acrididae
Product: acidic amino acid decarboxylase GADL1
Biological process (GO): carboxylic acid metabolic process
Cellular component (GO): cytoplasm
Molecular function (GO): pyridoxal phosphate binding; carboxy-lyase activity
Source: RefSeq, a predicted model, not a curated record